Messenger RNA from Capsicum annuum, 657 nucleotides. RefSeq lists its product as uncharacterized. The record is from RefSeq and is a predicted model, not a curated record. The transcript is spliced from 3 exons. The coding region runs from base 1 to 657 and encodes 218 amino acids. Lineage: Eukaryota; Viridiplantae; Streptophyta; Magnoliopsida; Solanales; Solanaceae.
AUGGCUAAGGCUUAUAGAAAAGAAGAUAUUGACUGCAUUAUGUCAAAGGUUGCAAAGGUUGAUCACGGAGUUAAGGAAUAUCUGGAAGAGGCUGGUUAUGAAAAGUGGUCUCGAUGUCACUCGCCUGUUAAUAGAGGCAGAAUGAUGACCUCUAAUAUAGCCGAAUGUAUUAAUGGUUGUUUGGUAGAGGCUAGAGAACUUCCAAUUUUAGGUUUCCUUGAAGAAGUUAGAAUUUUAUUUGCCGCAUGGAAUUAUAAGAACAAUGAAAUUACAUCUUACACCAACACAACACUCGGGAGACGAUUUGAAGAAAUACUGACUCUUAAUGGGGCCAAGGCUUUGUGGAUGACGGUAAAUGCAACUGAUGUAAAGGAUUAUGGUUGUUACUGCUCAGAAUUGUACAUACCAAAUACCAUAGUCAAGACAUAUGAACUCCCGAUAGUUUCAAUGCCCGACAUGAAGGAUUGGAAUGUUCCAUCUUUUGUUGAUAAUGAAGAAGUUGUGCCAUCAAAAUAUAGAAGACCUCCUGUUAGGCCAAAGAAAGAAAGACACUUGAAAUCAAGUGAAUCACUUUCUUCAAGUUCGAACUGUUGCGGUAAACGUGGACGUGCAGGUCACAACCGAAUGACGUGCGAUUUCUUUCCAAAGGAAUCAUGA